This is a messenger RNA of Chaetomium globosum CBS 148.51, 345 nucleotides long. RefSeq lists its product as uncharacterized. The record is from RefSeq and is a predicted model, not a curated record. The coding region runs from base 1 to 345 and encodes 114 amino acids. The transcript has 2 exons. Lineage: Eukaryota; Fungi; Ascomycota; Sordariomycetes; Sordariales; Chaetomiaceae.
AUGUCUGUGUCUUGUUUGGAUAUGCUUACAGCUCAAAGGAGUAAUAUGCCACAUAGCUUCCUCGACAUAAACGACGUCGAUGCUCGGGGGGGGCGGGUGAGGCGUAGAGCUCGUGACCGAAGGGAUCGCUUCAUUUCUCUUUCCGAAAAGAUGACCGGACUUGUGCCGAGGACUGAAUAUCGCUUCUCGGACGAUUGGCUUGGGGGUCUCCAAAGGGGAGAUGUCGCAGGAAGGCCGCAUGGAAAGGAAAACUGCACCUUGUCCCCCACAAUGGGAGUCGAGGGUGGACCGUUAAGCUGCACUGUUACUUGCCGAGCCAAAGAGAGGACGAACCGGGGUUUCUAA